Messenger RNA from Trichoderma virens Gv29-8, 984 nucleotides. RefSeq lists its product as uncharacterized. Lineage: Eukaryota; Fungi; Ascomycota; Sordariomycetes; Hypocreales; Hypocreaceae. The record is from RefSeq and is a predicted model, not a curated record. Gene Ontology annotation, molecular function: catalytic activity. The transcript is spliced from 2 exons. Gene Ontology annotation, biological process: nucleoside metabolic process. The annotation marks the transcript as partial.
AGAGAACUUACAUAUGACUCUUAUACAGUGGGAUGGGUAUGUGUACUUCUCUCUGAGCUUUGCGCAGCAAGGGCAUUGCUUGAUGAGGAGCACGAACCGCUUCCUCCAAAGGACAAUGACGACAACAGCUAUCUUCUCGGCAAAAUGGCGAAACAUAAUGUAGUUAUUGUUUUCCCUGGAGAAUAUGGCACAAAUGCUGCCGCUCAAACAGUUGCAAACACCAUUCGUACCUUUCCUAAUAUCAGGUUUGGACUGAUGGUUGGGGUUGGUGGCGGUGCUCCAAAACCGCCCCAUUCUGAUCCACGAAAGGAUAUUAGACUUGGAGACGUCGUAGUAAGCUGCCCUAUGGAUGGACAUGGCGGCGUUCUUCAAUAUGAUAUGGGCAAAUGGGCAGAUGAAGUCAAAUUUACGAUUAAAUCUCAUCUCAACAAACCUCCCCAGGUGUUGCUCAAAGCGAUAAAGCGCCUGCAGCUAGACCACGGCUUCGGUAAAGGAAAAAUGUGGACAGACAUUGACCAAGUUGUUAAUUUAGACGUGCCGGCAUUAGAAGAUGCCGGGUAUCCCGGAUUGCAGCAUGAUCAACUAUUCAGGUCCGAUUACCAGCAUUCCACUGGGGAAAAUUGCUCAUCUUGCGACGUGACCCGGAUGGAAGAAAGAGGCGUAAGAAAGUCCACCCGUUCACUCGUCCAUUAUGGCUUAAUAGCUUCUGGAAAUGCGGUGAUGAGGUCUUCCGUGCAUCGAGAUGAGCUGCGAGAUACCUGGGGCGUGUCUUGUUUCGAGAUGGAGGCAGCAGGUCUGAUGGAUACAUUUCCAUGCCUUAUUAUCAGAGGCAUAUGUGAUUACUCGGAUAGUCACAAGCACAAAAUCUGGCAGUCAUACGCAGCCAUCGCAGCGGCGGCCUACGCAAAGGACCUUUUGAGAAUCAUUCAUCCUAAAGAGGUUGAAACUACACCUCCACCGAGUAAGUUCAUUAUGAAAUCAUGA